This is a messenger RNA of Closterium sp. Yama58-4, 4554 nucleotides long. NCBI's taxonomy places the organism in Eukaryota, Viridiplantae, Streptophyta, Zygnematophyceae, Desmidiales, Closteriaceae. The record is from the annotation of a GenBank genome assembly.
AUGUACAUCACCCUCUACUACAUAGUCACCCGGCUCCCUGACACCCUUCGCCCGGUUAGGGACCACUUCCUCUCUGUUUGCCCCACCACCCUCACCGUUGACCUCCUCGAGGAGCGCCUGCUCGCGGCAGAGAAGAGCAUAGUCGCAGUAGGUGCCUCUCGUGGUGACCCUCGUACCCCUGUCUUUGAGGGGUGCUCCCCCUCUCCCCUCUUGCCCUCUGUUGCCUCUGCUGCUGCGGCCGACCUCGUUGGUCUUGAGUCGGUCGCUGCGGCGUCUGCCCCUAGCGGGAGACGCCGCCCUGGCAAGGGCAAGGGGGGCAAGGGUGCUGGAGGGGCUGGAGGGGGCGGUGGAGGCGGAGGUGGAGGUGGUGGAGGGGGUGGGGGUGGCGGUGGGGGUGGUGGCGGGGGUGGGGGCGUCGGUGGCGGGACUGGAGGUGGAGGUGGAGGCGGCGGUGGCGGUGGGAGCGGAGGUGGCGGAGGUGGCGGUAGUGGAGGAGGUAGCGGCGGAGGCGGCGGAGCUGGUCGGGGUGGCGCUGCGCAGAGGGGUGGCUCCGGUGGUGGUGCGCGCCAGCAGCAGCAGCAGCAGCGUACCCGUGAGACCCCUUCCUCCCAGCAGCUUCGUGAGUGGUACGCUGCUCGUCAGCGGGGUGGGGGUGCUGGCCCCUGCACCUACUUCCCCGACGCUACGGAGAUCCCUCGCUGGGGCGAGCUGUCUAGGGCGGGUGUUGCAAUCUAUGAUCUUGACUUUGAUGCUAUUCUUGCUGCCAUGUAUGCUGUGACUAUUAGUGAUGAGGGUGACUGUUACCGGUGUUUCCCGCCUGACCCAGGCAUAGAGGCUGCUGCGCUAGGUACUUGUGAGGCUGCUGCUCUAGGUGCCAGUGCGUCUGCUGCCCCAGGUGCCGGUGAGUUUGCGCUCUCAGGUGCUGCGUCGCCCCCGGACACCCACACCUUCACCCUUGACUCGGGUGCUUCCCGCUCCUUCUUUCGAGACUGCACCACUCUCACACCGCUCAGUCGGCCUGUUGCGGUCUCCCUAGCGGACCCCUCUGGGGGUCCUGUCCUUGCUCACUACUCCACUGUCCUACCGUGUCCAGCGGUCCCGUCUGGCUCCCUGUCGGGUCUCUACCUCCCCUCGUUCUCUACGAACUUGGUGGCGGGUGCUGACCUCCAGGAUGCAGGAGUUGACCAGUUCACCCCUGCGCGUCAGCGGGUGACCCACUGCACUUGUGCGGACACGGGCCGCCACUUGGCCACGUUUGCUCGUCGGCCAGGGUCGAGCCUGUACACACUGACUACUGAGUCUUCCCCAGUCACUGAGUCUGCUCAGGUAGCCGCGUCGGGUCAGGUGUUUGCUGCGGCGUCCAGGUCUGGUCCUGAGUCUGCCCCCUGCUCGUGUCGUCUCCUGUCUCACCGGACUCUCCUCUGGCACCACCGUCUUGGUCACCCCUCCCUGCCUCGCCUUCGAGGCAUGGCUUCCCGUCUUCUUGUUUCUGGUCUCCCCCGGUCCCUCCCUCCUCUUCCUCCGGGGCCUGCCCCCACCUGCGUUCCCUGCGUCGAGGGGCGGCAGCGCGCUGCUCCUCACUCCUCCGAGUUUCCUCCGACAGAGGCUCCGCUGCAGACGCUUCACAUGGACGUGUGGGGCCCAGCCCGCGUCCGUGGGCAGGGUCAGGAGCGCUACUUCCUGCUGGUGGUUGACGACUACUCGCGUUACACCGCAGUCUUCCCCUUGCGCAGCAAGGGUGACGUCACUGAGGUGUUGAUCGCCUGGAUCCGCGCGGCUCGUCUCCAGCUCCAGGAGAGUUUCGGCUCCGACUUUCCUGUUCGGCGUCUGCACUCCGACCGAGGCGGAGAGUUCUCCUCUGACCUUCUGCAGACCUUCUGUCGCACACGAGGCAUCCGCCAGACCUUCACGCUUCCGGACUCUCCGCAGCAGAAUGGGAUUGCUGAGCGCCGCAUCGGCAUGGUCAUGGACGUCGCUCGUACGUCCAUGAUCCAUGCGGCUGCUCCCCAUUUUCUGUGGCCGUUUGCGGUUCGGUACGCGGCGCAUCAGCUCAACCUUCACCCCCGGGUCUCCAUGCCGGAGACCUCCCCUGCUUUGCUGUGGACGGGGAAGGUUGGUGAUGCGUCGCGUUUUCGGGUCUGGGGAUCUAGGGCGUUUGUCCGCGACUUGUCUGCGGACAAGCUGUCCUCUCGUGCUGUUCCCUGCGUCUUCCUUGGCUUUCCCCCUGACGCGCCAGGCUGGCAGUUCUACCACCCCACCUCGCGCCGUGUUCUGUCCUCCCAGGACGUCACCUUUGACGAGUCGGUUCCCUACUACCGUCUCUUCCCCUACCGCACUGCGUCCCUCCCUCCCCCGCCGCUCUUCCUUACACCAGGCCCCCCUCCGGUAGACCCCCUCCCCCCUCAGGGUCCUGCUCCCUCAGGUGUGUCCCAGGUAGAUGCAGUUGAGCCAGUCGAGGUAGCUGUUGACUCUGGUACUGCUGGUGGUGCUGAGCCUGGGGGUGCUGGGUCUGGGGGUGCUGCAACUGGGGGUGCUGGGUCUGGGGGUGCUGCGACUGGGGGUGCUGAGCCUGGGGGUGCUGAGCCUGGGGGUGCUGAGCCUGGGGGUGCUGCGCCUGGGGGUGCUGCGCCUGGGGGUGCUGCGCCUGGGGGUGCUGAGCCUGGGGGUGCUGAGUCUCGGAGUGCGGAGCCUGAGAGUGCUGGACCUGCUCGUCCGGCGUCUGGUGGUGCUGAGCCUGGCGGUUCCUCCGGUGCUUCGUCCCGGCGGGAGCUGCUCUCUCCACAGGAGCUGCGUGAGUGGUUCGCCCGGCGCUGGCGACGUGCUGCUGGAGCUGGUGGUGCUGCAGGAGCUGGGGGUUCUACUGCUGCUGAGAGUGCUGGUGCCGAGGGUCCCAGAGGUGCUCGUACCGAGUGUACUGGAGCUGCUGACCCUACGAGUGCUCCUCCUGCUGGAGCUGGUGGUGCUGCUGGUGUUGCUGGCGCUGGAGCUGCUGGUGCUGCUGGAGCUGCUGGUGCUGCUGGUGCUGCUGGUGCUGCUGGUGCUGCUGGUGCUACUGGCGUUGGUGCUGCUGGAGCUCCUGGAGCUGGAGCUGCUGCGUCUUCGGGUGGUCCGGCUGGAGCUGGAGCUACUGGGGGUGUUGGCGCUGGGGGUGCUCCUGGCGCUGGUGCUGCUGGGGGUGCUGGAGUUGGAGCUGCUGGAGUUGCGGGUCUUCCUGGUGCUGGUGCUCCCGCUGGGGGCGCUGGUGCUGUUCCUGCUGGCACUGGUGGAGCUGCGCGGCCGCGGCCGUACUUCGUUCCGCUCCUUGAGCAGGUUCUUGGUCUUCCGUCCUCUCUUGGUCCUGCUCCUGCCUUAGAGUGUCCGCCUCCUGUCCAGUCUGAGUCACAGUUACAGCCACCUUCCCCGCUUCCUUCUCCUUCUCCCUACACUGGUCCUACUGGAGCGUCCUCCCCCUGUCCCCGGAUGUCUCUGCGUCCUUCCACUGCUCCGCUGCGUGCCCCUUUGCCCUCUCCUCCAGCGUCCUCUCUUCCUGAGCUUCCUGACCCGGAGUCGGACUCCCUUCGUGCUGCGCGUCCUACUGUCACGCGUCUCCUUGCUACUGUCGUCACUGACCCUUCCUUUGAGUCUACUGCUGCGUCUGCCCUAGUUGCUGAGCUUGUCGACUUCGCUGCUCGCUGUCGCCUAGACUACGCUACCAGUCUCGUCGCUGAGUCUGAGUCUGUCUGUCCUCCGUCCGUCGGGGGUGAGUGUGCUCUUGGCACGGACGUCCUAGAGGACAGGCAGGAGGAGUUCCAGUGCUUGGCUGCUGUUUCACCUCAUCUCGUGUCCAUGCUGCUUGCCCCUGAGGGAGACCCGGAUGCACUUGACAUCCCGACUCCGCGCUCUUACGCGGAGGCGAUAGAGGGUCCCUACUCCUCUCAGUGGCAGGCAGCCAUGGACGCAGAGAUGGCUUCCUGGAAGUCCACAGGCACCUACGUUGACGAGGUUCCCCCGCCUGGGGCGAACAUCGUCAGUGGCAUGUGGAUUUUCAGGGUGAAGCGGCCGCCGGGUUCUCCGCCUGUCUUCAAGGCGCGUUACGUGGCUCGUGGUUUCAGUCAGCGGCAGGGAGUUGACUACUUUCAGACUUUCUCCCCCACCCCGAAGAUGACCACUCUUCGGGUACUGCUGCACAUAGCUGCUCACCGAGACUACGAGCUGCACUCUCUUGACUUCAGCACUGCUUUCUUGCAGGGCAGCCUUCACGAGGAGAUCUGGCUGCGCCGCCCACCUGGCUUCACUGGGACGUUUCCUCCUGGCACCCAGUGGAGCCUCCGGCGGCCAGUCUACGGUCUCCGCCAGGCGCCACGUGAGUGGCACGACACACUGAGGACUACACUUGCGGCCCUUGGGUUUGCUCCUUCUACUGCCGACCCGUCGCUGUUUCUGCGCACCGACACUUCUUUGCCGCCGUUCUACAUCCUCGUGUACGUCGACGACUUGGUCUUUGCUACAGCUGACACUGCUGGACUCGCCUAUGUGAAAUCACCAGGGACAGAGCACAGCGCACCAUUACCCUGA